AUGGUAGGGUCUCGCGUGUACGUCGGGGGGCUGCCGUACGGGACCACCGAACGGGACUUAGAGCGCUUUUUCAGGGGCUACGGUCGCAUGCGGGACGUGCUCAUCAAAAACGGCUACGGGUUUGUUGAAUUUGAUGAUCAUCGCGAUGCCGACGAUGCUGUAUAUGAAUUAAACGGUAAAAAACUUUUAGGGGAGCGUGUGACUGUCGAACGGGCCCGAGGGACUCCCCGAGGUCGCGACCAAUGGUCCAGCCGCAGCGACCACCGCUCCCAUGAACGCUACGGUCCCCCCACAAGAACCAAUUAUCGACUUAUCGUCGAAAAUCUAUCCUCGCGCAUUAGUUGGCAAGAUUUGAAAGAUUACAUGAGACAAGCGGGCGAAGUCACCUAUGCCGACGCUCAUAAACAGCACCGCAAUGAGGGCGUCGUCGAAUUCGCCUCCUAUUCAGACCUGAAAAACGCCAUUGAGAAACUAGACGAUACCGAAUUGAACGGUAGACGAAUUAAAUUGAUCGAGGAUAGAAAGCGUAGCAGACGGUCAGGGUCGUACAGCAGUCGUAGUCGGUCUCGUAGCCGCUCCAAGUCUCGUAGCCGCUCCAAGUCUAAGAGCAGGUCCAGAUCGGCGAGCCCCAAACCGAGCAAAUCCAGAUCAAGGUCAAACUCACGCAAGAAAUCGCUUGAUAGAUCGAGAUCAAACUCGCGCAAGAAGUCGGUUGAGAGGUCAAGGUCGCGCUCCAGGUCCCCGAGACGCUCGAAGGAGGCCUCCAGGUCAAGGUCACGCUCCCCGAGUAAAGAACGCAGCAAGUCCAGGAGUCGCUCAGCUUCACCCAACUAA
Molecule: messenger RNA, 834 nt
Organism: Tribolium madens (black flour beetle)
Lineage: Eukaryota; Metazoa; Arthropoda; Insecta; Coleoptera; Tenebrionidae
Product: serine-arginine protein 55-like
Exons: 1
Coding region: 1-834 (277 amino acids)
Biological process (GO): alternative mRNA splicing, via spliceosome; mRNA splice site recognition
Cellular component (GO): nucleus; cytoplasm; ribonucleoprotein complex
Molecular function (GO): mRNA binding
Source: RefSeq, a predicted model, not a curated record